GGUUACGAUACAACCUCUCACGUUAUGUCAUGGACUCUUUAUUUCCUGGGAAGAUUCCACGAAAUACAAGAGAAAGUGUAUCUAGAAUUGCAAGAAAUUUUCGAAAAUGAUAUGAAUAGAGAUAUUAAUAUCGAUGAUCUGACGAAAAUGACGUACUUGGAAUGCGUGAUUAAGGAGUCGAUGAGAAUCUAUCCUCCUUUUCCUGGUAUUGCAAGAAAAAAUUUUUCCGAAAUGAAAAUAGGUAAUUACGUGUUGCCUGCAAAUUCGACUCUUGUCAUAAAUAUCUUUGGUAUUCAUCAUAAUCCUUCUCUUUACGAAAAUCCCGAAGUUUUCGAUCCAGACCGUUUCCUAUUUGAAAACUAUAAAAAUCUUCAUCCUUAUGCAUUUCUGCCAUUUGCUGCCGGUCCGCGAAAUUGUCUCGGAAGUAAACUCGCCAUGAUUAUUAUAAAGACGGUUUUGGCAAAUGUUCUUCGAAAUUUUAAAGUUUACUCUUUGGACCCUCAAGAUAAGAUCGUUACUUCUUUUGAAAGUAUUUUGACCCCAAUAUCAAAUAUAACAAUGUUUGUUGAAAAAAGACGUAUGUUGUAAGAAAUGAAAUAACAUAAACGUUGGGGUAAUUUUUAUUAAAAAUAUAUAUAAACAUAACGCUAUAUCAUAUAAUCUAGACGAGUGCAUUUAAAAACUGUAUCGAAAUUUAUUCAUAAAUUGUAAUUUAUGAAUGGGAAUAAAUUGUAUUAAGAUUAUUGUUAUUAAAUCUGCU
Molecule: messenger RNA, 760 nt
Organism: Centruroides sculpturatus (bark scorpion)
Lineage: Eukaryota; Metazoa; Arthropoda; Arachnida; Scorpiones; Buthidae
Product: cytochrome P450 4C1-like
Exons: 4
Molecular function (GO): iron ion binding; monooxygenase activity; oxidoreductase activity, acting on paired donors, with incorporation or reduction of molecular oxygen
Source: RefSeq, a predicted model, not a curated record